Messenger RNA from Amborella trichopoda, 1376 nucleotides. Lineage: Eukaryota; Viridiplantae; Streptophyta; Magnoliopsida; Amborellales; Amborellaceae. The record is from RefSeq and is a predicted model, not a curated record.
ACUGUCACUUAUAUGAGAGGAUGGAUCUUCUUUGUAGGCAUAUGUUGAAGGUUUUUAUGGUGAAUAAUGUAUUUAAAAUACCCCCCCCACAAUACAUAAUGAGGCAUUUGAGAAAUGAUAUAAAAAAUGGGGCUUUUAUCGAUGAGAGUGACAAUCAAAUUCAAGAAACAACUCAGCUACCACGCUCCAUUCGAUAUAAUGGGGUCUAUCAGGCAACUCGAUACCUCAUCGAGCGUGCUUCAGAGAGUGCAGAGCUCCAUGAAUUUAUAAUGGCGAUAAUACGCAGGGUAAUUUGUCAAGUUGAUAGCCGAUUCAGGCGCAAGGGAGGUCCACAUAGUGAUGUCACAAUCAAUUGUAAUGCUGAAAAGUAUGGUAAUGUUGAAACAAAUGCUAAUAUCGAUGAGAAUGCAGUUAGGUGUAGUGACACACCAAUUGAAAGGGAUCAUUGCCAAAACAUCCUUGAGCCUCCACAAGGGACAAAGGGAAGACCUACCAAUAAACGAAAGAAAGCUCAAUCAGAAGGGUGGAAGCCGAAGGAAAAUACGAAUAAGUCGAAGGAAAAGACCAAGAAGUGCGCGUUGUGCAAGGGCAGUGGGCACGACAAAAGAAACUGUCUGUCAUUCAUUCGUGCAAAGUGUUGAAAACCAUUCAAUUAGAGGUUUGCAAGGGAUGCAGGCUGGUGUUCAGUCGAAUUUUCCCAGCUAAUAGCAUAACAACUUGGAGCAUCAUGCUCCAAAGAGCUCGAUGAAGCAGUCACUUAUGUGGUUUUGUGCUUGGGAAGCAGGAAGGAAGUGUCUAGUAAUGGCCCUGGGGAUACGUGUGCUCUUCUUCUUUUCUAAUGGUUUUGUGGCUUCCUUCUUGUUCGGCAAUUGAGAAAGUGAAGACUGAUAAGAAUGAUAAGCUUUAUCAGGAUGUGUAGAUUUCGAAAUAUUUUUGUCCAUUCCAAUGCCAUUCACAUUUUUUGUCCAUUCAAAUGCGUUUCACAUUCAAAUCCCAUUCAAUAUUUUUGUCCAUUCACAUUUUUAUCCAUUCAAAUGCCAUUCACAUUUUUAUCCAUUCAAAUGCCAUUCACAUACAAAUUCCAUUCAAUAUUUUUGUCCAUUCAAAUGCCAUUCACAAUGCCAUUCACAAUUUUCUCCUUUCAAAUGCCAUUCACAUUCAAAUUCCAUUGAAAAUGCCAUUCACAUUUCUAUCCAUUCAAAUGCCAUUCACAUUCAAAUCCCAUUCUAUAUUUUUGUCCAUUCAAAUGCCAUUCACAUUCAAAAUGCCAUUCACAUUCAAAUUCCAUUCAAAAUGCACACAUCAUUAGGGAAAUAUAUAUAUAUAUAUAUAUUUAUAUAACAUAUAUAUUUAUAAAAAUAUGUUUUUUGUGAUGA